Messenger RNA from Wallemia ichthyophaga EXF-994, 1545 nucleotides. Its product is annotated as putative acyl coa dehydrogenase 6. The record is from RefSeq and is a predicted model, not a curated record. The coding region runs from base 1 to 1545 and encodes 514 amino acids. NCBI's taxonomy places the organism in Eukaryota, Fungi, Basidiomycota, Wallemiomycetes, Wallemiales, Wallemiaceae. Gene Ontology annotation, molecular function: oxidoreductase activity, acting on the CH-CH group of donors; flavin adenine dinucleotide binding; heme binding. The transcript has 17 exons.
AUGAAGACCUUUUCAAGAGAACAAGUUGCAAACCACAAUUCCAAAGGAGAUUUGUGGAUCGUUAUCGACAGCACCAUCUACGACGUUUCCAAAUUCAUCAACAUCCAUCCAGGCGGCGCUUCCGUCUUCUUCGACGACGAUAUCGCUGGCCAAGACGCUACUGAGCAAUUUUUCAACCUCCAUCGCCUCGAUGUCCUCGAAAAACCUCAGUACAAGCGCCUUAUCAUUGGCCAAAUUGAGAAUGAGAAACCUGUUAUUAAGUUCCCUCAACCAGGUGAUCUUUCCGAGGUACCAUACGGCGAGCCAAGCUGGCUAUCGCAAGCAUAUCACUCUCCAUACUACAAGGAGUCCCAUAAAGCUCUGCAGAACUGGAUGAGAAAGUUCGUAGACACUGUCAUCACCCCUGACGCUCUUGCACGCGAAAAGGAUGGCAAACGAUGCUCUGAUGGUGUUGUCGAGAAAAUGGCUCAAUACGAAAUCAAUGCCAUGCGUCUCGGCCCAGGUAAGCAUCUUCACGGCCGCACCCUCGCAGAAGGCAUCGUAAAGCCAGAGGAAUUUGACUAUCUCCAUGAACUUGUCAUCAACCAGGAACUCGUCCGUCACGGCCAGCGUGGAUAUGGCGAUGGUUUGCUCGCUGGUAUGGUUAUCGGUCUCCCACCUGUCCUCAAUUUUGGAAGCGAUGAGUUGAAGGCCCGCAUUAUCCCUCAGGUUCUCUCCGGCGAAAAGUUCAUCUCACUCGCCAUCAGUGAGGCUUUCGCAGGCUCUGAUGUCGCAAACCUGCGUACGACAGCAGUCAAAUCUCAAGAUGGCAAACAUUGGAUCAUAAACGGUACCAAGAAGUGGAUCACAAAUGGCACCUUCUCCGACUACUUCAGCGUAGGCUGCAAGACGGAGGGAGGUCUAACAAUGAUCCUCGUAGAGCGCACUGAGGGUGUAUCUACGGAGCAAAUUAAGACAUCGUACUCUACUACCGCCGGAACAGCGUACAUUACAUUCGAUGAUGUCAAAGUCCCUGUCGAAAACACUCUUGGUCCUGAAGACGGUGGGCUGCUCGUUAUACUCUCCAAUUUCAACCAUGAGCGUUUUGUAAUGGCGACUGCGUCGACGCGUUCGAUCCGGUUCGUUGUUGAGGAGUGUUUCAAAUGGGCCAACCAGCGUAAGGUGUUUGGCAAGACUCUCCUCGGCCAGCCAGUCAUCCGCUACAAAUUAGCAGGCAUGGUCGCCAAAGCUGAAUCCUUGCAAGCUUGGCUUGAGUAUGUGGGCUAUCAGAUGACCAAGAUGACGUACAAGGAGCAGUCGAAGCACCUCGCCGGUCCAAUCGCGCUGCUCAAGAUGCAGUGCACAAGGGUCGAGAAUAGUGUUGCUGACGAUGCUGUACAAAUCUUCGGCGGCAGAGCUAUCACGCAGACAGGCAUGGGACGCAAUAUUGAGAUGUUCAACCGCACCUAUAAAUUUAACAGCUUACUCGGUGGUUCUGAGGAAAUUUUGGGUGAUCUUGGUAUACGCCAGGCUAUGAGACAGAUGCCAAAGAGCGCACGUCUCUAG